UAAAACCUCUACUAAAACUAAAAACUGAAAACCUAAUUAUUGCAGAGAGGUCAUCGUUGAAAAGUCUAUUGCGGUGAUGGAGUGCGGUAGAUUGGUGGGGGCCAAUUUUAGUGUUGAGGUCGAUGAAGCGAAGUUGGGAAAACACAAGUUUAAUCGCGAGAGAGUGGUCGACGGCCAGUCGGUGUUCGGCGGCAUUUGUCGCAAGACGGAGUGCUUCUUCGUUCCUGUACAAGGCCGUACCCAGGAAACCCUCUUCAGUCCUGUCAAGAAGCACGUCGCUCCAGGCACCAUAAUCUACAGCUAUUGUUUCAAGAGCUACGAGUGCCUGGAGCAAGAGGGUUUCCGACACCUGACAGUCAGCCACAAGGAGAAUUUCGUCGACCCGCACACCGGCACCCUGAACCAAUACAAUGGAAUCUACCUGGUGGGCAGUGGGAGUUUGCGCUCUUCCCACACCCAGAAGCAACACUUUGCUGCCUACCGGAGGAAUAUAUUUGACACCGGCAGAACGCCGAUGCUAGUUUGUAUGCUUCCUGAGUUUCAGUAAAAAGACAUAUGUAUUGCUUUUUAGGGCCCUGAACACGAUUUUGCAAUAUUAAAAGUCGCUAAUGGUUAAUUUAGAUGUUACCGCACAUCAUUUCAAGGGGUGGGGGAGGGAGCCCCCCCCCUACAACACAGCUAUUGCGUACUACUCGCUCUGAAUUGACAAAUAGUUCGUCCAUGGAGAUUUGUAGUUGUCUGCUGGUCUUAAGGGAAGACGUCCACUUUUACAACGUCUUGAAAUAAUUCCCAAAUCUAGUCUUGUGCGCAGUUAAGAGGGUCGGUCGAACAACAGCUACACCCCCGUCCAAGUCAAAAAGCAUCGCCUUCAACAGCACUGCCCACUUCCACCUCACUCCCAUCACUCUUAUCAUGAAAAGAUUUCCUUGUGGAACAAUACACUUUACACAAGAAAGAUUUUUGUGGGCAAAGUAAAACAUUCUGUCCUGUGGAAAAGCUAUUGACAAUCCUCAGAAAGUGUCUUUUUUAUUUGCAGUUACUUGUAAAUAUAAUAUAUUGCCAUGUGCAUGUGUGGGUCACAGGGUGUACUUUCAGUAUCGGUUUUGAGUAAUUGUCAGUCCACAAUGCUUUGACAUGACCAAAACUGAGUCGAUAGUGCCAUGGUAAAACACCUAUCGUAUUCAAACAAAUGCUCUCACAUGCAAAGUAAUGAUAUUUUUAAAAAAAUUUCUUAGUUAUUUAUUUUAGAACAACAAAUGAGAGCACACAUUUCAUUUCUCUCAUACUCAACGCUUCUUCUGAUGCAGGGAGACAGUGGACAGUGAAGAAAGUAAAAGUCGCAGUACUUCCACUGGCAGAAAAGGGAGCCUCCGAUGAAGCUGACAGGGGUGGCCAGUCCGCACAAAGUGGAACUUUUUGACCACCUGCUCAAUGAAAUCAAAGAUGACAUGACGACAGAAGACACAAACUUCAGAAAAGCCGUUCCGCCUGAGUUGAAAUUAAUGCUUACCCUGAGGUAAGUGGAAUCAGUGUAGCACUACUGUGCAGUAGUGGAUGGGGUGUAAGACUACCAUAACCUACACCUUCUUUGGGUAGACUCUAAUCCUAUUUUAGCAUCCAAUAUGUGAGGCAGCGUGGCGAAAUCAGACGCUCGUCAAAAUAACGAAAUGGGACAAACAGGCAUUUAAAACACACGUCCAUGGAAAUUUUACUGAAAAACAUUGAUUAAAGGCACUAAAUAUGUCAUUUUUCAGCCUGAUUCCACCACGUCGCGACACAUCAAGUAAUUGUAGUCGUAUGUGUCAGGUCUUACAAUCAGAUUCAUAGAGAGAGGAGAAA
This is a messenger RNA of Aplysia californica (California sea hare), 1839 nucleotides long. RefSeq lists its product as uncharacterized. The transcript has 2 exons. The record is from RefSeq and is a predicted model, not a curated record. Bases 77 to 547 code for a protein of 156 amino acids. Lineage: Eukaryota; Metazoa; Mollusca; Gastropoda; Aplysiida; Aplysiidae.